UUUUUUUUUUUAAAAAACAGAAAAUUUUGCCAAUAAAAAUAAUUUCUUUUCUUCUUCAAAGUCAAAAAUGUUUAUGCAACAUAAUAGGACAAGAAGGUCAAAAAGGAAUGAAAAUGAUGUUCAGAAUUCAGCUAUUUUAAACAAAGGAAACAAAGAAUUUGGUCCUUCUAGUGCAAAGAAUUUAGCUGAACAUUCAAAUAGAACUAAUGAGAAUCUUGCUUUGAAAAUAAAAUCAAGUAACCAAAAAGUCUCUCUCAAUAAGAAUAUUAAUGAAAAAUCAAAGUUAAAAGAGAAUUCGAACAUUCCACUUAAAAGAUCUAAAUCAACUAUUAAUUCCAUUCAUCAGCCAGAAGCUAAAAAACAAAACAUACAAGGCAUUGAGCGUACAUAUCGUCAUCAUGAAGAAGAAUUGGAAUGGGCUCCAGCUGGCCUUGACAUGGAUUUUAGUCCAUUUGAUAGUAAAAUUAAUGAAUCAAGCUACUUUGCUAAGGAACACAUGUUACAAGAUGAUUAUGAAGAAGAUAUUGAACAAGCAUUUGAAACAGAAGAGCCUACUAAUUUUAUUAAGCCUAUCGAAACUACAGUACAAGAAAUAAAAAAAGAAGAAGAAGAAGAUAUGUCUAGAGUCGAAUAUGGACCUCCUAGAGAAGAAGAACUCCCUUAUUUACCUGAUGAAAGUUGCAUUAUUGAUGUAUCCAAUUUCGAUCCUUAUGUUGAUUUAUCUGCUUAUGAAUUAAUGCGUUUAUUCAAUCAAGAUUUAGAAUUUACAUUAUAUGAAGAUCAAGAUGUGCUUGAUCAAAUUGCUAUUGCUUGUAUUGAUGAUGAUAAUCUGGGUUAGUUCUACAAUGUAUAGUUGCAUACAUACGUGUACUUAUGUAUUUGUUUAUUAGAAUUUCCUUAUGAAAUUAAUGAAGAAGAUGUUGAUACUAAAGAAGACUUUACUUGUAUUCCAUUCCAAGAUCAUAAGUUUGAUGUUGAUUAUUUCAUUCGAUGUAAUUAAGCCAGUCUUUACACUACAUAUUUUAUGCGUAGUCACUUUCUCUUUUUUUUUAUUAUUAUUAUUGAAAUUAUGUUAAAUGGGUAAGUGUGUGUAUAUUUCCACUACCUUUUCUUUAUUGUAUAUUUUC
Messenger RNA from Cokeromyces recurvatus, 1127 nucleotides. RefSeq lists its product as uncharacterized. The coding region runs from base 68 to 838 and encodes 256 amino acids. The record is from RefSeq and is a predicted model, not a curated record. The transcript has 5 exons. NCBI's taxonomy places the organism in Eukaryota, Fungi, Mucoromycota, Mucoromycetes, Mucorales, Mucoraceae.